Lactuca saligna is the source of this 1928-nucleotide messenger RNA. NCBI's taxonomy places the organism in Eukaryota, Viridiplantae, Streptophyta, Magnoliopsida, Asterales, Asteraceae. The record is from the annotation of a GenBank genome assembly.
UGAUUUCCUAUGUAAAUUGUAUUAAUGUAAAAAACAUUCAAACAUUAAGAAGUAUAUAUUUAUUAUAUUAUCUGUAAAAAGGCAUAAACAUAAAUAGUUGAACAGGUAUGGUUUAAUUAAAUAACAAGAGUCGAGCCAUAUUACCGAGCCGGCUUAGCCGCUUAGGUACCGGUUUAUAACUUCACUGUACGUGACAAGCUACUCUGAAAAGGAAAUCCCAAAAUAAAUAAAACCAGAACCCCCCAAUCCCCUCAACUCUGAAAUAGAACAACCAGAGAGGCUUUAAUGUCUACCCAUUCCUUCUGAAAACACACACACACACACACUCUUAUCUCUUUCCUUUCUUCCUCAUUUUGCUUCCUUAGAAACCUCCCCCUCUGUCAAUUUCCUAGUUUUACUCCCCGUUGCUCAGAUCUGUAAACACCUAACAAAUUCCAUUUUGGUUUUCUGGAUUUUCUUUGUUUUUGCCGGAAGUUAUGAGUAAAGAAGAGUUCUUGAAGAUUCAGACUUGUGCCCUGAAAGUGAACAUUCACUGUGAUGGUUGUAAGCGAAAAGUGAAGAAAACGCUUCAGAAAAUUGAUGGUGUUUACACCGUCAGUAUAGAUUCAGAACAAGGGAAGGUGACGGUAUCAGGAAAUGUUGAUCCGGCGACACUCCUCAAGAAGCUUGCAAAAGGUGGGAAGAAUGCAGAGAUUUGGGGUGCUCCGAAGCCAAAUCAACAGGUCAAUAAUCAGUUUAAGAACAUGCAGAUCGACGGUGGUAAAGGCGGCGGCGGAAAUAACAAAAACCAGGGACAGAAAGGGGGUGGAAACAACCAGCAUCAGCAGCAGGGGAAAGGAGGGCAACAACAACAGAAGCAAGUUGGCGGUGGCGGUGGUGGGGGUGGGGGUGGGGGUGGUGGCGGUGGCCCGACACCGCAACAGAUACAACAGCUUAAGCAACUCCAACAGUUAAAAGGGUUCCAAGAUCUGAAGUUGCCGCCUCAAUUUAAAGACAUGAAGUUGCCAGGUUUUGGUAAUGGCGGUGGCGGCGGGAAGGAUGCACCCAAGUCUGUCAAGUUUAAGGUGCCGGAGAGUGAGGAUGAGUAUGAUGAUGAUGAUGAUGAGUUCGAUGAUGAUGAUGAUUACUAUGAUGAUGACGACGACGAGUUUGAUGAUGAAAUUGAUGAUAUUCCGAUGAAGAAGCCAGUGAUGCUGGGUGGUGGUGGUGGUGGUUCUCAGAUGGCUAAUAUGAUGAUGAACCCACAGUUCAUGAAAGGCGGGCAGAUGCCACAGCAGUUGAUGAAGGGUGCUCCUCAAAUGGGAAAUAAUGGUGGAAAUGGUGGGAAGAAAGGAGGUGGCGGGAACAUUCCUGUACAGGUGAAUGGUGGUGGAAAGAAAGGUGGUGGGGGUGGUGGUGGGGGUGGGGGUUCGAAUAAUAAUGGAGGCAAUCAAAACCACGGUGGUGGUGGUGGUGGUCAAAAUAAAAACGGUGGAGGAGGCGGGAAUGGUGGUGUUAACAUGAGCGUUAAUGACGGAAAGAAAGGUGGGAUGAAUGAUAGUUUACAAGGCAUGCGAAACAUGAUGAGUAUGAGUGGAGGUGGUGGUAUGGGGCCCAUGGGACAGAUGGGUCAAAUGGGUGCGGUUCAAGGACUUCCAGCUAGUGCAGCCAUGAAUGGUGGUGGUGGUGGUGGUUAUUUCCAAGGUGGAGGAGGUGAAGCCAUGGCCGGAAACCCGCACUACCAGCAGCAGUUAGCGGCGGCAAUGAUGAGCCAACAACGAGCAAACGGGAACGAAAGGUUUCAGCCCAUGAUGUAUGCCCGCCCACCACCGGCGGUCAACUAUAUGCAGCCACCCUAUCCACAUUACCCCUAUCCUCAACCACCACAAGGUGAUCCUCUUGGACACUAUUUCGAUGAUGAGAAUACUUCUAGUUGCAAUGUCAUGUAG